This is a messenger RNA of Rhinichthys klamathensis goyatoka, 1940 nucleotides long. RefSeq names its product family with sequence similarity 168 member B (gene fam168b). Lineage: Eukaryota; Metazoa; Chordata; Actinopteri; Cypriniformes; Leuciscidae. The record is from RefSeq and is a predicted model, not a curated record. The transcript is spliced from 7 exons. Bases 137 to 739 code for a protein of 200 amino acids.
AGGGCUCGCUGCUGUGCGUUGCGUUCGCAUCCGACGUAAGAGCGCGAGACAGACAACAUCAUCAGACGCGAGCGAAAUACUGGAUUAAUUCGCAAGCUACAAAAACAACCAGCGACCGUGCAGAAAGAUAAACAUCAUGAACCCUGUUUAUAACCCUGCGUCAUCAGGGAAUCCUUAUGCCAACCCUAAAGGAAUAGGAUACCCAGCGGGAUUUCCUGUGGGUUAUGCAGCGGCAGCUCCAGCGUACUCCCCCAGCAUGUACCCUGGUGCUACUCCAGCCUUUCCUACAGGUUACGCUCCCGGGACCCCUUUCAAAAUGUCCUGCUCCCCAACAACAGGUGCUGUACCCCCCUAUUCCUCAUCACCCAACCCCUACCCUGCUGCCGUCUACCCUGUGAGAAGUCCCUACCCCCAGCAGAACCCCUACGCACAGAUGUUUUUUCCACAGCAGCAAGGCACUUACUACACACAGCCCCUUUACGCAGCGCCGCCCCAUGUCAUUCAUCAUACAACGGUGGUCCAGCCCAACGGCAUGCCGGCGGCCAUGUAUGCCCCUCAAAUUCCCCCACCCCGUCCUAAUGGAGUCGCCAUGGGAAUGGUUGGAGGCACCACCAUGGCGAUGUCAGCUGGGACGUUAUUAACCACUCACUCUCCAACCCCGGUCGCGCCCCACCCCUCAAUGCCCACGUACCGCCAGCCCGCCACUCCUACCUACAGUUACGUGCCCCCGCAGUGGUGAACACGACACUGUCAAAUGAUGGUAGAUAUGCAUUCUCACUGUCCAGUAUUUUACAAUUGGAGCUGACACUACAAGUGCUAUCAGAAAGUUGCUCUUCCUUCCAAACAUAAUGUGAAUCCGACUCCAGUUGGCAGAUGAAAGGAAAGAGUAUCUUCCCAGUCCGGCUCUGUAACAACUUCCCAUCUUUCACUCAUUCUACGACAUAUCUCACGGCCGAAGAACAGACAAGCUCUUCAUGCUGAAUUGUGUUGUGUGGACUGUCUUGCAGUUUUUAGCUAACUCUUUAAAUGGUGAAACCAGAAAGGGAGUUGGAAUUAGUUUUAAUUGGAAUACCUAUUGAAUGCAUGUAUAUAUUUAAAAAUGGAAAAAAGAGACAAAAAAAAUCCCAUCAGCACUAGCUCAUUCUACCACAUAUGACAGAUGCAAAACCAUCAGCAGUUAUCUCGAGCAAAAAUCCAAAGGGAUUGGGAGAAAAACAACUGUACAUUAAAUGCAAUGUCUUAAUUGUUAUUUCAUACAAGAUAUUAAUAACGUUAGCAUUUAAAAUAACUUUUUUUGUUUGUUAUUUUUCCUGGUUUUAAUUUGGGUAUUUGUAACUGCAGGCAUGGUUCGUCUUCUCUGGGUGACGGUGUGUUUGUUACUGCUUUGCCCCGCUUGAAGACGAACCCUUAGAGUUUGUGCCUCCGCUUCAUAUGCCUGUUUUUAGUUGAUAAGUUUUAUCACUCUACACGCUCUCACUGCAGUUAAUUGUUGCACUAAUUGCCUGUGUGUGUACAUAAAUUGGUUGAUUGAGCUGUAUUGGUGCUGAGAGCAUGCUUACUCAUUUGUGUACCUCUGGCUUGGUUUUCUUAACUUUUAAAGUCUGACCGAAAAAUUUACAUUGGAAUCGCACUAAAUUUGCGAAAUUUUAAAUGGUAAAUUGUUUAUGUGCUUAAUUCAAGAAAAAAGAAAACUCAAUUAAGUUGAUUUGAUAACACUACUGGUGGUUACCUUUGAGGAGAGGUGAAUUUGAGUUUAGUUAUUAUUGACCCAAAUCUCUACAUUGUUUGUUUCCUUAGGAUUACACAGUAACUGAAUUUCAUUGUCUUUUUACUUUAAACAUUGCCUGUGUCACUUCGGUUAAAGAAUGUUUUGUAAUGUUUAAUGUGUUUUUGUUUUGUAUUUUCAAAAAAGACCAACAAAUAAAUACAAUAAUAAAUUA